Molecule: messenger RNA, 385 nt
Organism: Microdochium trichocladiopsis
Lineage: Eukaryota; Fungi; Ascomycota; Sordariomycetes; Xylariales; Microdochiaceae
Exons: 1
Coding region: 74-259 (61 amino acids)
Source: RefSeq, a predicted model, not a curated record
CUCUUCUUCUCUGUCCCUAUGACAUAAGAUCGCGCCAGAACAUACACAGGAUUCAUAGGCGUGGUUUCGCUCGAUGUUUUCGGCACCUUGGCGGUCGCGGGAUGCUGUGAGACAGAAGCGGGAGGUGCGGAUCUGUGGUCAAAUCCGGCGGGAUCGAGGCGGAGCUGCUAUACUGGUGCAGAUUUCUUGCAGGCGCUCACAUGUGAGGUUCGUGCAAAGGCACUUGCGCAUAGAGCAAUUUAGGAUUGGGCAAACUUAAACAAGCCUACCUCAAGGUAGGCAACCAUGGGAAACGUGACAACAACACAGCAAUUGGGACGCUGGAUGCCCAAGCAUGGGGCAGAGCCAUGGCGAUGUAGUCUGCCGCCAGCACAGGAAAGACCAA